GUCGAAGACUGCACUCCGAAACCUAAGUCACCAUCUAGCAUGCCUGAAACACUCAGCGUUGCAGUCUGCACCUCCAAAGAUGUCACCCUUUCAGACUUUGUCUGUCCCAUGGAUAUUCUCGGCGGCUUGAAUCUGGGGGAUGAUCCUUUCCUGGGAGAAGCCAUGGGCGAUGUGCCCUACCGUGUUGCAGUUGAUUAUUUGUCUCCGACAAUGGACCCCGUCUCUGCACUUGCAACCGGUCAAGUCACAGUCAAAAUCCUGCCCACGAUGACCUAUAAAGAGGCGAUGGAAAACAAGAAGCAGUUCGAUAUCCUCUGGGUGCCUGCGGGUCCACUGCCCGAUGUUGCGACUGGAAAGGACAACUUCCCUCAGGAUGAGAUCGCAUUCAUCGCACAACAGGCGCCUAAAGCCAAGUAUGUGAUGUCUGUAUGCACUGGCGCACAUCAGCUUGCAGUUGCCGGCGUUUUGUCUGGGAAGAGGGCGACGACAAAUAAAAAGUUAUUCAAGCUGAUCCAGGCUGUCUCUCCCAAGGACAUCGACUGGGUCCCACAAGCUCGAUGGGUCAUUGAUGGGAAUGUGUGGACUAGCUCAGGGGUGACCGCAGGCUCCGACAUGGCUCUUGCGUUGCUCGAGCAUCUCACCAACAAGAGAAUCGCGGACGAAAUUCGAGGACUGGUCGAAAUACCAGAAGUCACCCAAAACGACGACCCGUUUGCGAAGAUCCAUGGUUUGGUCUAAUGAGGGAGCAAUAUUCCAUGGAACAUUUGGCCAUAAUCUCUUUGCUAUCAUCCGUCACGGGAACUGAGUCCCUCGCUCUGAGGCUAUUGAGAACUACGAAGCAGAGCCUGAGGGCUGCCGCCUUGAAGAUAUCUGGCAGUAGAACCUGGUCCGAUUGAUUCGGGAUCAGACCAUAUGCGUGUAAAUAGUGCUAUGGAACGACGGACUGCGGACCAGCAUGUGACGAACACUGCAGAGCUCCAGCUGCACCAGAGGGGUCAUUCGCCAUGCCAUCGGGGAUACCAGCAAAAUGUUAGUGAAGACAGGCCAUCUCUUACCAGAAUAGGAUCGGAUAUACGGCCGACGAGAAGCUCAAGCAGUUCUCCAACGAAUCUUCGAACGGUAAGGAUCUAUACGAGUUCUAUUGAAUUAUUCCAUAUCACGGCCGUCACGUGACCGCGUCUUAAAGCACAUGACGUAUAGUAACACUUCAGCAACAGAGCAACAGCAAUCACAACAUUAUUAUUACACAUACCAUUAUCGACGACAUGCCCCAUGAAGGCGAAAAGAAACGAAGCCAUUCAUUGAUAAAUGAAAUUGUACCUCGAAAGAAGGUGCGGAAUGGCGGAAAGCUGGGGUCCAUACCGUGCAGCAUUGUCGUACAGCUCGAACAACGGGAUAGCAAGAAGCUUCAUGUUUUUGGGAACAGCAAGGACCUCUGUGAUGGCGUCAGCUAGCUGUCGGGUGAGGAGCUUCCGGGGAACCCACUCUUCUCGGGCAUGUGCACCAGAAAGAGUUUCUUGCACUCUUUCGGCUUGGUGAUGUGGGCUGGUACGAACGGGUACUGGAGCAGCGUAAGCCUACAUAAGAAGGGAACGGAACAGAAGGCGCUAGAGAAAGAACGAGCAUCGCAACCGGAUCUUCGUCCGCCGUUAACGCGGUGCGCGGUAAGAACACCGCAGGCGAACAACAAUGAAAACGAACGUUGGUAAGUGACGCACCAUGAACGUUUCAAAGUUGGGUCUCCACCAUUGCGCGAGACAAUCUCCGAUUUCCCAUUCGGCACCGUCGUCGAGCCCCAAGGAUGGCGGUGCUGCGAGGCGGUCAUCCAGACGUUUUUUCAUCCCACUGAUUUCGUCCUCUCCGGGAAGCAGGUAGUCACCAGGUCUGCGCCAUUAAAUUAGCGAAAUGAAGUAGCAGUCAAUCGCAUUAACCGCGCACGAACAGUUUGAAGAAGGCAUUCGCGAUUUGUAGCAUGAGUAUGUGCGGGUGCCCAUGGUCGUGCACAACGAGGAUUCCCUCUACCGUCCGCCGCAUGCCGAAAUCUUCAUAAUUGUUCUGCAGACGCUGUAAACGCGCCGAGACCGACGGAUCCUCCUCCGGUUGGGCAUCCUUGGUACUUCGUGAUGGUCAGCUGGGACGCGAACGUGACGACAUCUGACGCGAGAUGUAUACCUGAACGUGAAGUUAGAGAGCGGAUAUCUAAAUGGUGUUAUGUGAGCAGAGCGCGAGAAGGAAGGACAGAGCAACGUGCAAGGCUAUAGUGUUGGACAUUUUGUCGGGAGGGAUGCAGUCGAGAUCAGAAGGCAGCCGCGUGACCUAGCCGUGACAACCGCGUAAAGACCAUGACGUCUACAAUUGGAGAUCCGUCUGGGCAAGAGGAUUUUUGCCUCCGUCUCUUUCGAACCGCGACCAUUUAUAUCUCAACUGGGCAAGACCCGUCGCUUUCUUACGCCAUAGCUCGCUGCCUAACCGGUCGAUCGGUCCGCUAGUUCCCCAGCCCUGAUCCAGGCAAGGAUGACAACCCCUGACUCCCGUGGUACGGGAGACAUGGUCCCAAGCGAAGCCAUGUCCGAAACUGAUCACGCACGGUCCUCGCAAAGCCCUGUCACAGCUGUAGGAUUCCAGCGCGUGCCUCAGAAGGAGUCCUCAUUACGUAGAGCUGGGCUUUUACAACCGCGAUCAUUCCAUCCAGCCCCCGCCAUUCCCUCGCCUGACGCGUACUCGUCCGGGUCAUCUGGCAUCUUUGGAACACCGAUGUCUGUGGCGCACUUCACCCCGCAUUCGCAGGACUCCAUUCGCCAAAACACGAUGGAGUUGAGCGGCAUGGACAUGUAUUCGCCCCCAGCAGGUAGGCCUGGACGGGAUCUCCUGCCUGCCUCAUCCCCUCAAUCGGGCACGCUCUCCGUCCUUCCUGUGCUGCGGAGCGGUUCAGUCACCCCAACCAAUCAAACGACCCGACCGUCAGCCCUGUCUUUACUGCGUCCGACCCAUGACACGUCCACCUCGCCGACGCCCAAUGACGAAGUAGAGUUUGCGCGGAACGAUCCGGUCCCCAUUGCAACUCCACGGACAUCGCUCUCACCGUCACCACCACGGCCGGAACCGAAUCUUGAACCUACAGAGCAGACGCCGCUACUUGCGUCGCCGCCGAAAGUGCGGAAUCUGAAGACAUGGCGGAGUCUAGCUGCAACGACGGCCAGACAGGCUGUCCACGCAGUCCCUGCGGUCAUCUUGGGGUGCCUUCUCAACAUCUUGGACGGGGUAUCAUACGGAAUGAUCAUUUUCCCUACAACCCCACCCUUCGGAGAUCUCGGUCCCAUGGGGGUCUCGAUGUUUUUCGUGUCGUGCGUGAUUGCGCAAGUGAUCUACACAUUCGGUGCCAGUGGCUUUGCCGGUGCCAAUGGCAGUAUGAUGAUCGAAGUCGUGCCGUUCUUCCACAUCUUGGCAGCGACGAUCGCAGGCGAAAUUGGUCUGGAGAAUCCGGAGGAAAUUAUCGCGACAACGCUUGUCGCCUAUGCUUUGAGUUCAGUUCUUACCGGUCUAUCAUUCUUCCUUCUUGGUUACCUCAAAUUGGGGGUACUCAUCGGAUUCUUCCCUCGUCAUAUUCUGGUGGGAUGUAUCGGCGGUGUUGGCGCUUUUCUGUUGGAAACUGGGCUGACCGUGUCGCUGAGAAUUCCUGAGGACGAAUUUACUCUGACAUGGGAGACUUUCAAAUUGGUGUUCUUGGAUAGACACGGCCUCGCUCUUUGGACCAUCCCUCUGGCCUUGGCUAUUUUGUUACGUUUCGUGACAGAAGGUCUGAAGUGGAGACAUCAGCUCGUGUUCCCGCUUUAUUUUAUCGCUAUUCCGAUGCUGUUCUAUGUGAUUGUCGCGGCGGCUCAGCUCAACCUCGGUGAGCUCCGUGAAUCUGGGUGGAUCUUCGAUAUGGCGGAGAAUGCCAAGGAGGAGCAUUGGUACAAGUUCUAUGACUACCUGGACUUCAGCAAGGUGCAGUUUGGCCCUCUGUGGGCUACGAUGCCGACUCAGUUUGCGUUGCUGUUUUUCAACAUCUUGCAUCCUCCUUUGAACGUUCCGGCCCUCUCGGUAUCAUUGAAUGAAGAUGUUGACACAGACAAGGAGCUGGUCGCCCAUGGGUAUUCCAACUUUUUUGCUGGUAUCUUAGGCACGGUCCCCAACUACCUGGUUUACGUGAACACCCUGUUGUUUUAUCGUGUGGGAGGCGGGACGCGUGUUGCCGGCUUCCUGCUGGCGGUAGCGACAACGGCUUUGCUGUUGAUCGGAACCGGACCCAUCGCUUACAUUCCUGUGAUGGUCGUUGGCGCGCUAAUCUUCGUUCUCGGCAUCGAUUUAUGCAAAGAGGCCUUGUGGGAUACUCGGCAUCGUGUUAGCAGAUCUGAAUACAUCACGAUCGUCAGCAUCAUGGUGUGCAUGACUGUGUGGGACUUUGUGAUUGGUGUUUUAUUCGGCAUUGUCGUCAGCUGCUUCUUUUUCGUGGUGCAAAACUCUCAAAGAGCAAGUAUCCGUGCUUUGCACACCGGAGAGACUGCCAUCUCCACCGUCCGACGACCCAGUUCACAACGUGCUUAUAUCAGGGAGGUGUCUAAGCAGACAACCAUCUUACGACUGCAGGGAUUCCUGUUCUUCGGAACCAUAUCGCACGUUGAGGAAACAAUCCGAGCCAUCGUGCAGGGUCCCUCAUGGCAGCAGAAUCCUAUCCGUUUCCUUGUUCUCGAUCUCACCCUGGUCGGCGGCGUUGACAUGUCUUCUGCCGAAGCUCUGGUCCGGGUGCAGCGCCUGCUGUCGGCGAAAUACAUCACCUUGGUGUUCUGCGGGUUUACAGCUGAGUCGUCGAUUGGGAGGGCGUUAGAGAGUGCGGAUGUGCUUGGUACUGAAGGCGUUGAGUUGUUCUCGACCUUCAAUGAUGCCAUGGAGUGGACCGAGAAUGCUUAUCUGCGUGCUUGGUUCAGAUCCCAGAAAGCGGAGACUGCAUAUACUCUACCCGGCAGACGGGAAGUUCCACAAGUGUAUCAGGAUGUGCUUGUGGGAUCCUUUGCUGGCUCGCCGCGCAGAUCGCACAUGAGUGAAGCGGGACACAGAACCUUUGCAAAUGAGAUCCGACCCGCUCAAGACAUAGCAGCCGAACCGUAUAACACCCUCAUGAAAGCGUUUUCAUCAUAUGAAGACGUUUCCCUCGAACAGUUGCAGCCUUUACUUUCUUACUUUGAGCGCAUGUCUGUUCCGGAGGGCCAAGUGCUUUGGAGACAAGACGACCCUGCCGAUGGUAUAUAUCUGAUACAGGAUGGGGUUCUUCGGGCUUCUUACAGGUUCUCGGACCAUUCGGAGGUGAUUGAGGAGUCGAUGGUCCCAGGAACUUUGGCCGGCGAGAUGUCGGCUCUGUCAAAUCUGCCGCGAAACGCCUCAGUCGUGGUCGAGCGCCCUGCGAUUCUCUGGAAAUUGAGCCAGGAAAAUCUGCAGAAACUGGAGGAGGAGCAACCCGCUCUUGCAACCAAGUUUACCCAGCUUGUGCUCAAGGCGGCCAAAAUUGAUACUGAUAUACUGCUGGCUGCAUUGGCCAGCAGACAAUGAUCUAAAUAUUCUUAUUUCUCUCUCUUUUGUAUACGAGAUGACGAACUUGAUGAGGGAUGAUUGGAUGGAUGCAUGGAAUAUAUCCGAGCGUUGUUUGUCGUAUGACAUAGAUCUGGUUCUCUUACCAACAUUGGAAUGGUUACGGAGGAUGAAUGAACGAUAGCUCAGUUUGAGGAUACCGAGCGAC
Molecule: messenger RNA, 5773 nt
Organism: Mycena citricolor
Lineage: Eukaryota; Fungi; Basidiomycota; Agaricomycetes; Agaricales; Mycenaceae
Source: the annotation of a GenBank genome assembly